Camelina sativa (false flax) is the source of this 717-nucleotide messenger RNA. The record is from RefSeq and is a predicted model, not a curated record. NCBI's taxonomy places the organism in Eukaryota, Viridiplantae, Streptophyta, Magnoliopsida, Brassicales, Brassicaceae.
AUGGAUUCUGACGACUCUUUGAAUCCAUAUCUUCCCUCCUCUAGCUAUAUGAACCUCUUACACAGCCAACUUGAUAACCAAAACCUUGAAUACACUCCUCUUGAUAGUCCAUGUUCUGAAACUCCAUCUGAACCUGCAUCCCCUCAAGAAAACCGUAAGUCAAGGAAUGCAUGGUUACCAACAGAUGAUAUCAUGUUGGUCAGUGCUUGGCUUAAUACUAGCAAAGAUCCGAUUACUUCCAACCAGCAAAGACUUGCAUCCUUUUGGGGGAGGAUUGCAAAAUACUUUGCAUCCUGUCCGAAUGCUGAUGGUCGGCCAAAGAGAGAGGCGAGUCACUGUACUGGAGUGAAAAGGGGAAGAGUGAGUAUUGAUGGGUCUGAACAGGAUGCACACCAUCCGAUUGAUGUGGAUGAACCAUUGCCCCGUCCUACUGGUGUUAAGGCUGCCAAGGGGAGGUCCAAAAAAAGCUCAAACACCCAACCUAUUGAUGUGGAGGAAGAUGGAAAAGCUAACUUGGAGGUUCAGUUGGAGCGUGUCUCUAGGAUGUAUGAGAUGAAGCAGAAGGACUUUGAAUUGAAAGAGAAGGAGUUUGCUAUGAAGAAGGAGAAUAUCAAGUAUGUGAUGCUUGAAAAUCUGAUUUCUAAAAAGGAUACACUAACUGAAUCAGAAAAAGCUCUCAAGGAAAAGCUAAUUGAUGACAUGAUGUCAUCAGGUUGA